CAGCAAGAAAGGUAUUUGCGAAAGCAUCGCUGUGUAUGUCCAGUUCCACUUGGUAAGAAUAAAGCGUAAUAUAGACUCGUCUGCAUGGAUUUACCAAAUUUGCAAUUGGUAGUAUAUGACGUUCAAUCAAUCGCAAUUAAUUUGGAUUCAGAGCAACUGGCAAGAUAGACAUCGAUAAAAUAAAACGACAAAAAGUCAUCACUUCAUGAAUUAUGCAUGUGCGAAACUUUUUAACGUACAAGAUUUAAAGUGGGUAAAUUGAAACAAAUCUCUACGCGCGGGUGCCAUGUAAGAGAAAAUAGUGUACCAAGGAAACAGAAUUAAAAUAUGGAAAAUAUUUAUAAAUCAUUAUGAAACAAUGCAUGUGACCACACAUAAAUCGACGAGGAAUAAUGAAGAAGAUGCCAGUAAAAUCACCAAACUCCACAGAAAUCUAAAUAAAGACAAUGCCAUUGCGGAAGAAGUUAAUAAACAUAAAGCGAGCAAAGUAAAAUCAGAACCGCAUCAAGGUUCAUUUUGGAUGCUCAGGAUAUUAAUAAUGUUUUUCAAAUUCCUGGGUCUCGCCGCGUUUGCCCACCAUAUCAUCACGCGGAAAAAGCGACUGACAAACACAUUUCAGUACUCCCAACUUGGGAUCGUUUACAAUGUCGUAUUGUGUAGUUUACUGAUUGCCUCGACCUAUCUGUCGAUACCGUACAUACUUCAUUUGGAUUAUGAGAAUAAGUCUAACUUGACCACAGGCAUCGAGAUUCUGCAAGGUAUACUUGGCACCAUCGUGAUGUGCGCGAUUUUACUCAGCUUUUGCAUCGAUCAGAAGUCCCUGGUGAGGAUCGCCAAUCGAUUAGUAGACAUCGAACACGAAAUGGAUCGUCUGUAUCAUCUGUAUCGUCCGCUGCGACGACAACGUAUCUUUCAUGCUCUGAUUAUCGUCUGCGUCUUGAAGAUUUUUCUGCUCAUUUCCCUCGUGUCCACCGAGCACUUGGCCUUCGACACGGGUCCGGUCUCCUGGAUGUCGGAUAUUAUGCCGACAUUUCACGUGGGUUGGCUGUUGAUGCAAUACUACCUGUUAGUCUCGAUCAUUCAGGCGGAUUUUGUUGAUGUGAAUCAAGCGAUAGAGAGUCUGACCAGUGCCAGCACACCUGAUCAUCAACCGCAGUCUCUCAAUCAAACGCGUCGCGUUGUUGUCGGCAAUUCCACCGUUCAUCAAUUGCUGCAACUGCAAAAUGUGCACUGUCACCUGUGUGAAAUUUCCGAGGAUGUGUCAGAAUUCUAUUCACUGCCGGUAUUGUUCGGCUUUGCUUUUCUCUUUCUGACACUCAUAUAUAACGGCUACUAUCUUCUCUCGCCUUUGCUGAUGACCGACGAAAUCUUAGAGUACGUGGUACUCAGUAAUACUAUUAUCUGGUUAAUAUUCCUCAUCUAUCCCAUUUCUCUCCUCACCAACAGAAUUACUAGGUUUUUGAAUGAGGUGAGCAAAACGGGCAGCGUGGUACAUAGUCUUUUAAGCUGCACGAUCGGCAAAGAGACGAAGUCAGAGCUUAAGCAAUUUUCGCUACAAUUGUUACAUCGCAAGUUAGAGUUUACAGCUAACGGAUACUUCGCGCUCGAUAAUAGUUUUUUCCAUUCGCUGAUCGGCACGGUGGCGACUUACUUGGUGAUACUUGUGCAAUUUCAAAUGGGGAGCUCGUGUUCGUCAAAUCCUGAAUGCAAUUGUACAAAGGAAGAUUUGUCAAAAGUCGAAUAA
Vollenhovia emeryi is the source of this 1744-nucleotide messenger RNA. RefSeq names its product putative gustatory receptor 28a. Gene Ontology annotation, biological process: sensory perception of taste. The transcript is spliced from 4 exons. NCBI's taxonomy places the organism in Eukaryota, Metazoa, Arthropoda, Insecta, Hymenoptera, Formicidae. The record is from RefSeq and is a predicted model, not a curated record. The coding region runs from base 359 to 1744 and encodes 461 amino acids. Gene Ontology annotation, cellular component: dendrite; neuronal cell body; axon.